UAUGGAACAGUUUGGACUGCAUCUUCAGCAGGUUUUCUUACAUCGACCGCAUUACAGAGUCGCGCUGUAAGAAGGGAUCACAGUCCUCCCUUUUCUUUUUCUUGAGCAACCAGCAGCAGCAAUUGUAAACCAGCAAACAUGCGUGAAUGCAUCUCUAUCCAUGUUGGCCAAGCUGGAGUUCAGAUUGGCAAUGCCUGCUGGGAGCUGUACUGUUUAGAACAUGGUAUCCAGCCUGAUGGACAGAUGCCCAGUGACAAAACCAUCGGCGGUGGAGAUGACUCAUUCAAUACCUUUUUUAGCGAGACUGGAGCUGGCAAGCACGUCCCCAGGGCAGUCUUUGUAGACUUGGAACCAACAGUUAUUGAUGAGGUACGCACUGGUACCUAUCGCCAGCUGUUCCACCCUGAGCAGCUUAUUACAGGAAAAGAAGAUGCUGCUAAUAAUUAUGCCCGAGGCCACUACACCAUUGGCAAAGAGAUCAUUGACCUGGUUCUGGACCGAAUUCGUAAGCUGGCUGACCAAUGUACAGGCUUACAAGGAUUCUUGGUCUUUCACAGCUUCGGUGGUGGCACAGGUUCUGGCUUCACAUCUCUGUUGAUGGAACGUCUAUCAGUUGAUUAUGGCAAGAAGUCUAAGUUGGAAUUCUCCAUCUACCCAGCUCCUCAGGUUUCCACAGCUGUGGUUGAGCCUUACAACUCCAUCCUGACCACACACACCACUCUAGAGCACUCAGACUGUGCCUUCAUGGUAGAUAAUGAGGCUAUUUAUGACAUCUGUCGUAGAAACCUAGACAUUGAGCGUCCAACCUACACCAACUUGAACAGGCUAAUUGGCCAGAUUGUGUCCUCUAUCACAGCCUCCCUUCGAUUUGAUGGUGCCCUAAAUGUAGAUCUGACAGAAUUCCAAACAAACUUGGUGCCCUACCCACGUAUCCACUUCCCUCUUGCCACAUAUGCUCCUGUUAUCUCUGCUGAGAAGGCAUAUCAUGAGCAGCUUUCUGUAGCUGAGAUUACAAAUGCCUGUUUUGAACCAGCUAAUCAGAUGGUGAAGUGUGACCCUCGCCAUGGCAAGUACAUGGCUUGUUGCCUGCUGUACCGUGGUGAUGUGGUGCCCAAAGAUGUAAAUGCUGCUAUUGCCACCAUUAAGACCAAACGUACUAUCCAGUUUGUGGACUGGUGCCCAACUGGUUUCAAGGUUGGUAUUAACUAUCAGCCUCCUACUGUGGUACCAGGGGGUGAUCUGGCUAAGGUGCAGCGUGCUGUGUGUAUGUUGAGCAACACCACUGCCAUAGCCGAAGCCUGGGCUCGUUUGGACCACAAGUUUGAUUUAAUGUAUGCCAAACGUGCUUUUGUCCAUUGGUAUGUAGGAGAGGGUAUGGAAGAAGGAGAGUUUUCAGAAGCCCGUGAGGAUAUGGCUGCUUUAGAGAAAGAUUAUGAGGAGGUUGGUGUUGACUCUGUGGAAGGUGAAGGGGAAGAAGAGGGUGAAGAGUAUUAAAGUCUUUCCACUUGGAGUUUUUUUCACAGAUGUCAAACACUUUUUGAAAUGAUCCUAUACUUCAGUAAAUUCUGGUCUCUUCUUUUUUUAAUUUGGCACUGUAUGCAUAUCUGAUACUAUGCUUUUCUGUAUGUUGAGUAAGUUAUGCUUCAGUGCUGAAAAAACAUCCAUUCCAUGUAUACAGGGGGUAUGAAUAAAAACAUUCCCUGCAUCUAA
This is a messenger RNA of Protopterus annectens (West African lungfish), 1710 nucleotides long. RefSeq names its product tubulin alpha 1a (gene TUBA1A). The transcript is spliced from 4 exons. Bases 139 to 1494 code for a protein of 451 amino acids. The record is from RefSeq and is a predicted model, not a curated record. Gene Ontology annotation, biological process: microtubule cytoskeleton organization; mitotic cell cycle. Lineage: Eukaryota; Metazoa; Chordata; Ceratodontiformes; Protopteridae. Gene Ontology annotation, molecular function: structural constituent of cytoskeleton; GTP binding. Gene Ontology annotation, cellular component: microtubule; cytoplasm.